Molecule: messenger RNA, 5268 nt
Organism: Sorex araneus (European shrew)
Lineage: Eukaryota; Metazoa; Chordata; Mammalia; Eulipotyphla; Soricidae
Gene: PRPF40A
Product: pre-mRNA processing factor 40 homolog A
Exons: 26
Coding region: 1-3120 (1039 amino acids)
Biological process (GO): mRNA cis splicing, via spliceosome
Cellular component (GO): U2-type prespliceosome; U1 snRNP
Molecular function (GO): RNA binding; protein binding
Source: RefSeq, a predicted model, not a curated record
AUGCAGGCAGCGCCGAGUGAGGCUGAGGCUGCGGGCGAAUCACUGCAGAGCUGCGUGUCGGCAGCUCACUCUGAUUGGGCAGCAGAGAAGCCCGUCAGUUUAUUGGCCCCGCUGAUCCCGCCCCGCAGCGUAGGACAGCCUUUCACCUUUGGCCCCGGCGGGCGCCAGCCACUCAGAUCGCUCCUUGUUGGCAUGUGCAGCGGCACUGGCCGCCGGCGGAGCAGUCCGAGCCCGACGAUGAGGCCGGGGACGGGAGCCGAGCGCGGAGGCCUCAUGGUGAGUGAAAUGGAGAGCCAUCCUCCCUCGCAGGGUACCGGGGACGGGGAGCGGAGACUGUCCGGCUCCAGCCUCUCCUCCAGCUCCUGGGUCUCUGCCGACGGCUUCCUGCGGAGACGGCCCUCGAUGGGUCACCCUGGCAUGCAUUAUGCCCCAAUGGGAAUGCACCCUAUGGGUCAGAGAGCCAAUAUGCCUCCUGUACCUCAUGGAAUGAUGCCACAGAUGAUGCCCCCUAUGGGGGGGCCACCAAUGGGACAAAUGCCUGGAAUGAUGUCCUCAGUGAUGCCUGGAAUGAUGAUGUCUCAUAUGUCUCAGGCAUCCAUGCAGCCUGCAUUACCGCCAGGAGUAAAUAAUAUGGAUGUUGCAGCAGGGGCAGCAGCCGGUGUCAAAUCAAUGUGGACUGAACAUAAAUCUCCUGAUGGAAGGACUUACUACUAUAAUACUGAAACAAAACAGUCUACUUGGGAGAAACCAGAUGAUCUUAAAACACCUGCAGAGCAACUUUUGUCUAAAUGCCCCUGGAAGGAGUACAAAUCUGAUUCUGGGAAGCCUUACUAUUACAAUUCUCAAACAAAAGAGUCCCGUUGGGCGAAACCAAAAGAACUUGAGGAUCUUGAAGGAUACCAGAAUACCAUUGUUGCUGGAAGUCUUAUUACAAAAUCAAACCUGCAUGCAAUGAUCAAAGCUGAAGAAAGCAGUAAACAAGAAGAGUGCGCCCCAGCAGCAGCAGCCCCGGUCCCUACAGCAGAGAUUCCAACCACCAUGAGCACCAUGGCUGCUGCAGAAGCAGCAGCUGCUGUUGUAGCCGCUGCAGCCGCAGCAGCAGCCGCUGCAGCUGCAGCCAAUGCCAGUGCUUCUACCUCUGCUUCUAAUACUGUUGGGGGAACUGUUCCAGUUGUAGCUGAGCCCGAAGUUACUUCGAUUGUUGCUACUGUUGUAGAUAAUGAAAGUUCAGUUACAAUUUCAACAGAAGAACAAGGGCAGCUCACUAGUACCCCUGCUGUUCAGGAUCAAAGUGAAGUAUCCAGUAAUGCUGGGGAAGAAACAGCUAAACAGGAAACUGUAGCUGAUUUUACUCCUAAAAAAGAGGAGGAGGAAAGUCAGCCAGCAAAGAAGACGUAUACUUGGAAUACAAAAGAAGAGGCAAAGCAAGCAUUUAAAGAAUUACUAAAAGAAAAGCGGGUUCCGUCCAAUGCUUCAUGGGAGCAAGCUAUGAAAAUGAUCAUAAAUGAUCCAAGAUACAGUGCUCUAGCAAAGCUGAGCGAAAAAAAGCAGGCCUUUAAUGCUUAUAAAGUUCAAACAGAGAAAGAAGAGAAAGAAGAAGCACGAUCAAAAUACAAAGAGGCUAAGGAAUCCUUUCAGCGUUUUCUUGAAAAUCAUGAGAAAAUGACUUCUACAACCAGAUACAAAAAAGCAGAACAAAUGUUUGGAGAAAUGGAAGUCUGGAAUGCAAUAUCUGAACGUGACCGUUUGGAAAUCUAUGAAGAUGUUUUAUUUUUUCUUUCAAAAAAAGAAAAGGAGCAAGCAAAGCAGUUGCGAAAAAGAAAUUGGGAAGCCUUAAAAAACAUACUUGACAAUAUGGCUAACGUAACCUAUUCUACAACUUGGUCUGAAGCCCAGCAAUAUCUAAUGGAUAAUCCAACUUUUGCUGAAGAUGAGGAAUUACAAAAUAUGGAUAAAGAAGAUGCAUUAAUUUGCUUCGAAGAGCAUAUUCGGGCUUUAGAAAAGGAAGAAGAAGAAGAAAAACAGAAGAGUUUGCUAAGAGAAAGACGGCGACAGCGUAAAAAUAGGGAAUCUUUUCAGAUAUUUUUAGAUGAAUUGCAUGAACAUGGACAGCUGCAUUCUAUGUCGUCUUGGAUGGAACUCUAUCCAACAAUUAGUUCUGACAUUCGAUUUACUAAUAUGCUUGGUCAGCCGGUUUUUUCAUUAGGAUCAACUGCACUUGACCUUUUCAAGUUUUAUGUUGAGGAUCUUAAAGCACGAUAUCAUGAUGAGAAGAAGAUAAUAAAAGAUAUACUAAAGGAUAAAGGUUUUGUAGUUGAAGUUAAUACUACUUUUGAAGACUUUGUGGCAAUAAUCAGCUCAACUAAGAGAUCAACCACAUUAGAUGCAGGAAAUAUUAAGUUGGCUUUCAACAGUUUACUAGAAAAGGCAGAAGCCCGUGAGCGUGAGAGAGAAAAAGAAGAGGCCCGGAAGAUGAAAAGAAAGGAGUCUGCAUUCAAGAGUAUGUUGAAACAGGCUACCCCUCCAAUUGAAUUGGAUGCUGUCUGGGAAGAUAUUCGGGAGAGAUUUGUGAAAGAGCCAGCAUUUGAGGACAUAACUCUAGAGUCUGAAAGAAAACGAAUAUUUAAAGAUUUUAUGCAUGUCCUUGAGCAUGAGUGUCAGCACCAUCAUUCAAAGAACAAAAAGCAUUCUAAAAAGUCUAAAAAACAUCACAGGAAACGAUCUCGUUCUCGAUCGGGGUCAGAUUCAGAUGAUGAUGAUAGCCAUUCAAAGAAAAAAAGGCAGCGAUCGGAGUCUCGCUCUGCUUCAGAACAUUCUUCUAGUGCUGAGUCUGAGAGAAGUUACAAGAAAUCAAAAAAACACAAGAAAAAAAGCAAGAAGAGGAGACAUAAAUCUGAUUCUCCAGAAUCAGAUGGGGAGCGAGAAAAGGAUAAAAAAGAAAAAGACCGAGAGAGUGAGAAAGACAGAACGAGACAAAGGUCAGAAUCAAAGCACAAAUCGCCUAAGAAAAAGACUGGAAAAGAUUCUGGUAAUUGGGAUACUUCUGGCAGUGAACUAAGCGAAGGAGAGUUGGAAAAGCGCAGAAGGACCCUUUUGGAGCAACUGGAUGAUGAUCAAUAAAUUAUACCAAAUAUGUUUACAGGAUGAUGUAAAGUCUGACUCAGACCAGGGACUCUAUUUUAAGUUCAGUUGAUAUAACACUGGGUUUUAAUUUUAUCACAGGAAAAAAAAAGUGCAUUUAAGUAUUGUUAUUGUGGACUUUAUAAAAGCAAAGGAAAUUGAAAAUAACUUUUGAUUCUGUAUCAAGAAUCAUAUUUUCAUACUGUCUUUCUGUGACCCUUUCACAGGGCACUGCAGGAUGGAUUAAAGGUGGCAAUCUAUUGGUAAUUGCAGAUGUCUCUACUUUGUUCUAAAAUGUAAGUCUUGAGGUGAUUUGAUUUACUUUAAUUGCAGUUGGAUUUUGAAGAUACAAUUACAUUUUUUUUAAAUAUCUCGUAGUACAAAAAAAGCACCAGCAAUUGAUAAAACUGCUUUUUUGUCACUUCCCAACUGGUAAAGCCGUAAUGAUCUCUUAUGGUGAGUUCAGAAAGGUGUUCUUACUGGGAGCCUGGUAGACCCUUAACUAUAGUGGUGCUAACUAGCACUGCUAUCUUCAAGCCACCAUUGUUUUUUAUGAAACACCUGGAAACAUUUUUAAAAGGCUAUUGUGAGGGCAUUAUUUUGAGGUGAUGUUUAAAAAAUUAACAUCAAAUCAAAUUGUAAAUUAGUUUGAAUAUAUUGCCUUAAGGACCUACUAAAGAAUGUGCCACCAAACUUUAAGUGAUAGUUGCAAUAUCCUUGUCUAAACACAAAAAUCAAUGUUACUUAAACAUUUAACAGUUGUCUCUUUUUUUUUUAUCCAAACUUUCUCUUGUUUUUACUUUUUUUUCCCACUGAGGAAGUUUUUUAUCUUCCCUAUUCACUGAGAAGCAUCGACUUCGUGGUACACAUUCUAAAGCAUUUCUGAUUUGAAUAUUUUUGUACAUUUUUAUCAAUUAUUAAACCUUCUCUUCUAGUGUGUACUAGUAUUUAUUUCUACUUAAACUGCUCAGCUCUUAAAAAAAAAACUAAUUUAAACUAAAUCCCUUCAAUUUUGCUUUAUUACCCACAUAGGUUACUGUCUUUUUUUUUCUUUUUUUUUUCAAAAAAAAAUAUUUAAGAAUUUUAUAAAUUGGGACCAGGGAAAUAUCUCCAGGCGCUGGAGUGCGUGCACCAUAGGCCCUGAGUUUGAUCCCCGGAACCUCACCACUACCAUCAUCACCAUCACCGCCCUUAACACUGCCCAGUGUGGCUCUGGUGACCCAGCACGGCUGGGCCAGAGCAGCUUCAAAGGCCAGGCUGAAGAUUGCCAGGAGUUGACCCCCAGUCCCUCCUCACUGCUUGGUCUCCAUCCCACCCCCAGAAAACAAUAUUAUAAGUCAGUCCUUUGAGGCCCCUAUAUUUGCUUUUGAUCUAUGAAUUUCCUACAGAAUAUUUUAGAGGUAAUGGUUUUAAGCUUGAGUACUCUUUACAUGCUAACUUGUAAAGAUUAGUAAUGUAUUUUAUACUUUUUUCCUUCAGUGCAGGAGCUUUUUCUUUUUUAAGUAAAGUUUUAGCACAUAGGUCUUUAGUAUUAGAAUUUCUACUCUUAGGUUGGAUUUAGAAUGAAAAAUGCAGGUUUUGUUUUUCUUUCACCAUCCUUAUUAAUUUGAAAGGUGGGACUGACCAAGGCAUUUCUUUCAAGACAUCCUGCCCUGUAUUUUUCGAUUAUAUCUGGCAUCCACUAUUGAGAGCCUCAGAAGAGGGGCCAGUGUGGGGUGUUGAUAAUUCUAAGCUUCUGCCAAGUCGUUUUCUGCUGUGAAAUACACCAUGACUUUGUCGGAAAUGAGAGUCACUAUCUUUAGAAAGUGUGAAGUUAUCAAGUUGCUUGCUUGAGGUUAGUUCUAUACUGUAUUAGAAACAAAACUUUGGCAAUGGGGAGUUGCCUAAAACUUAAUUUUCAGAGGUCCUGUUAAUGAUAGUUGAUACUGCUAAUCAUGUCAAAACACUUGGCUUGAAAGUCAGUGGUCAUUCUUUAAAAUAUGCAUAUGAUAUUGAUUGGCAGGAAUACUCGUGAUGUUUCACAGGAGAACUUAGAAUCUGUAAAAUUUUGUUUUAAUUCCUUUCAUUAGUUCCAUGAAUGAUUUUUUUCCUUUAAAGUAUAACUUUAAAGUUCUGAUUUUCCUAUUUAAAUAAAAAACUUUUGAUGUG